Molecule: messenger RNA, 742 nt
Organism: Culicoides brevitarsis
Lineage: Eukaryota; Metazoa; Arthropoda; Insecta; Diptera; Ceratopogonidae
Gene: Sumo
Product: small ubiquitin-related modifier 3
Exons: 3
Coding region: 143-412 (89 amino acids)
Biological process (GO): protein sumoylation
Cellular component (GO): nucleus
Molecular function (GO): ubiquitin-like protein ligase binding; protein tag activity
Source: RefSeq, a predicted model, not a curated record
CAACCAUUUUCCUUCGCUCGCUUCGCUUGUGAAUUAUAAAGCGGUGAAUUAAUCCCGAAAAAUACUACUCCAGCCACUUUGGAAAAAAAGUUUGUACCACUAAUUUAUUGUAACUUUUAACGACGCAACAAAAACAGACACGAUGGCCGAUGAAAAGAAGGGCGGAGAAUCUGAACACAUCAACUUGAAGGUCUUGGGACAGGAUAAUGCCGUGGUCCAAUUCAAGAUCAAGAAACACACACCUUUGCGGAAAUUGAUGAAUGCAUACUGUGACCGUGCUGGAUUGUCAAUGCAAGUGGUCCGAUUCCGAUUUGAUGGACAACCGAUCAACGAGAACGACACACCAACCACUCUGGAAAUGGAGGAAGGCGACACAAUAGAAGUGUACCAACAACAAACUGGCGGAAACUAAACUCCCCGUCGUCGUCGCCGCCCUUUACCUGCUGACCAUGUAUGAUCAUCCAUAACUAAAGCAACAACAGUUUAAAAUUGAAAUCAUUUCCUUCAGUUUAAUUUAUCAUUACAACAAACAAAAAAAAAUCACACAGCAAAUUCAUAGAAAUACCAUCAAGAAAGAGCCUUCAUGAGCUCUUCCGCGAAAAAAAAAACAAAAAAAAAUAGUUUAAGCAUAUUGGAAAAUAAGGACAAACUCUUACCUUAACGCAAAAUUUUUUCUCUUAUAUUUGUUUCUAAUGAUACACACUUUUUUAUAAUAAAAGAUGAUACUAAUUACUUCUUAAGA